GCACCGUCGUUUUUCCGUAAUACAACUAUUCUAUUUAAAACUCGAGCCACCUCUCCCGAAACCUAGGGUUUAUUAACGUUCCCAUCGAUCUCUUGCUCGAGUCAAGAGAGAAGGCGAAGAGCUCGCGGAAGCCGAAGGAGGGGCAGCCAUGGCGUCCACCAAGGUGCAGAGGAUCAUGACCCAACCCAUUAAUCUCAUCUUCAGGUUUCUCCAAAGCAAAGCACGCAUCCAGAUCUGGCUAUUUGAGCAAAGGGAUUUGAGAAUCGAAGGGCGGAUUAUAGGUUUUGAUGAGUACAUGAAUUUGGUGCUGGAUGAUGCUGAUGAAGUCAACGUGAAGAAAAAAACUAGAAAGCCAUUGGGGAGGAUUCUCUUGAAAGGAGACAACAUAACUUUGAUGAUGAACACGGGAAAAUGAUAGCUCCUGUGCUGCGGGAGUUUUUACCUCCGCUUGAAUUAGCUUAAUCUGGAAGUACAUGGUGGCUAACUUCUUAGCAUUCGCAAGCUUUGUUUGUGCGCCUUUCCAACUGGCUGUCAUAUUAGAACAGUUCUCUGGAUAUUUGAGCCUUGUAUUACCUAUUUUAGAUUGAACUGCAGUCCUUGAAAAGAUAGUAUACCCAAGGUAUCUUCAGUUCUGUUUAGUGCCCCAGUGAAAAAAGGGGCUUGUUUAUUCAGGCUUACUGAAUGUCCCCUGUCACAGUUGCUCCCUAAUGUAAAUCUUUGCUUGUAGGUACCUCGAUUCUCUUUAUUGGGUUUGAAACAAGUGAUAUACCAUCAGAACCUUGCACAACGAGAUGUCUUUAACUACUUUAUUCU
Messenger RNA from Phoenix dactylifera (date palm), 813 nucleotides. RefSeq lists its product as uncharacterized. NCBI's taxonomy places the organism in Eukaryota, Viridiplantae, Streptophyta, Magnoliopsida, Arecales, Arecaceae. Gene Ontology annotation, biological process: mRNA splicing, via spliceosome. Gene Ontology annotation, cellular component: spliceosomal complex. Gene Ontology annotation, molecular function: RNA binding. The record is from RefSeq and is a predicted model, not a curated record.